This is a messenger RNA of Capsicum annuum, 450 nucleotides long. RefSeq names its product AT-hook motif nuclear-localized protein 13-like. The record is from RefSeq and is a predicted model, not a curated record. The transcript has 4 exons. Bases 1 to 450 code for a protein of 149 amino acids. NCBI's taxonomy places the organism in Eukaryota, Viridiplantae, Streptophyta, Magnoliopsida, Solanales, Solanaceae.
AUGGAUUCUCGAAAUCACCCUCAACGUCAACCCCAACCCCACCACGAUGACCACCAAUCCCUACCCGAAUCCCACGAACUUGAGCAACCUGUAAGUGAUAUGGUGCACGUGAUAGUCUCUUUCAACCAACACGAACAACUGAAUCUCCGCCAAAAUCCUAUCAGUUCGGUUUCUGCUCUUACUCCAGUGGUGAAUCAAGCAGAUUCUAUUGCUAUUGCUCCUGUUCUUUCAGAAAAUCUAGUUAAGAAAUCCCGUGAAAGGCCCCCAGGCUCCGAAAAGAAGAAGCAACCAGAAACUUCAGAUUCCGGUGCACCUGCUUCAGAAACCCCGGCUAAGAAGGCCCGUGGGAGGCCCCCUUGCUCUGGAAAGAAGAAGCAACCAGAAACUUCAGGUACAAUUGGAAUUUCCUCUGUGAAUCAUAUAAUCCAUGUGGACAUUGGGGAGGCUUGA